Myxocyprinus asiaticus (Chinese sucker) is the source of this 3730-nucleotide messenger RNA. RefSeq names its product retinoic acid receptor gamma-A-like. The transcript is spliced from 8 exons. Gene Ontology annotation, biological process: regulation of transcription by RNA polymerase II; retinoic acid receptor signaling pathway; cellular response to corticotropin-releasing hormone stimulus. Gene Ontology annotation, cellular component: nucleus; transcription regulator complex. Lineage: Eukaryota; Metazoa; Chordata; Actinopteri; Cypriniformes; Catostomidae. The record is from RefSeq and is a predicted model, not a curated record. Gene Ontology annotation, molecular function: nuclear glucocorticoid receptor binding; nuclear receptor activity; zinc ion binding. Bases 453 to 1949 code for a protein of 498 amino acids.
UGUGUGUGCACGGCUGAGGCAGUUGGUUUGCUCCAGUGUGUCUGAGAGCCGGGAGUGCUAUGUGGGGCUGUUAUUUAGGUCUGUUACAGCACGCUAGGAGCAGCUCACCCCGAGUGCAGAGUCGCAGCCUAGCCAGCCAGCAACCAGCGCCUCAGUUCAGACAGCGAGGGAAAGAGAAACAAGCAGCGUGAUAGAGUGACAGAGGGACGGAGGGAAAAACAUACAGAGGAAACCCUUACAAGAGCAAAACAGCAGGAUUAGGCGGCACGCAAAUCCCGAGUACAGGAAUUCCAGUGAGGGAUUUAGUGCUGUCGUAGCUGCGGGUGUUGUUAUUGUUUUUUGUUUUUUUUGCAACGUGAGCCAGUACAGAAUCUAAUAGGGAACGGGACGGAGGGAAAGUAGGUGACUGCAUUCAGAAUCGCUUUUAGUUGGAGGUGGGUGGGUGACGCACUAUGUUCGACUGUAUGGAGGCACUGGGCAUGGGUCCCCGCCAACUCUAUGAUGUCACUAACCGGGGUGCCUGUAUGCUUCGGAAGGCGAGCCCCUUCUAUGCCGGACUGGACCCUUUCGCUUGGACGGGUUCGGCCAGCGUACGUUCGGUGGAGACCCAGAGCACCAGUUCAGAGGAGAUGGUGCCCAGCUCCCCUUCUCCACCACCGCCGCCUCGUGUCUACAAGCCCUGUUUCGUCUGCCAGGACAAGUCUUCGGGGUACCACUAUGGUGUCAGUUCUUGCGAAGGGUGUAAGGGUUUCUUCCGUCGCAGUAUUCAGAAGAACAUGGUGUACACCUGCCACCGUGACAAGAACUGCCAGAUCAACAAGGUCACACGCAACCGUUGCCAGUACUGCCGGCUGCAGAAGUGCUUCGAGGUUGGCAUGUCCAAGGAAGCUGUGCGCAAUGAUCGGAAUAAGAAGAAAAUCAAAGAUGUGAAGGAUGAGGUUGUUCCACCAGAGAGCUAUGAGCUGAGUGGGGAACUGGAGGAACUGGUCAACAAAGUGAGCAAAGCACAUCAAGAGACCUUCCCCUCACUCUGCCAGCUGGGAAAAUAUACCACAAACUCAAGCUCAGACCACCGGGUCCAGCUGGACCUUGGCCUCUGGGACAAGUUCAGUGAGCUUUCCACCAAGUGCAUCAUUAAAAUUGUGGAGUUUGCCAAACGUCUGCCGGGCUUCACCACCCUCACCAUAGCAGAUCAAAUCACCCUCCUUAAGUCGGCCUGCUUGGAUAUUCUAAUGCUGCGAAUCUGCACACGAUACACACCUGAGCAGGACACAAUGACCUUUUCAGAUGGAUUGACCCUCAACCGGACGCAGAUGCACAAUGCUGGCUUUGGCCCACUUACUGACUUGGUGUUUGCCUUUGCUGGUCAGCUCCUACCCCUGGAGAUGGAUGACACGGAGACUGGCCUCCUCAGCGCCAUCUGCCUCAUUUGUGGAGACCGAAUGGACCUUGAAGAGCCUGACCGUGUAGAUCGUCUGCAGGAGCCCCUGCUGGAGGCCCUUAAGAUCUAUGCACGUCGUCGGCGACCCAAUAAGCCCCACAUGUUUCCUCGCAUGUUGAUGAAGAUCACUGAUCUGCGUGGCAUCAGCACCAAGGGAGCAGAAAGAGCCAUAACUCUAAAGAUGGAGAUCCCAGGCCCCAUGCCGCCUCUCAUCCGAGAGAUGCUGGAAAACCCAGAGGCCUUUGAGGAUCAGACCGAGUGCACAGAAAAGAAGCCAGAGCCCGAAGAGCUCACCCCUCCACCCGCUUUGCUCACUAUGAAGAAAGAGCAGGAGGACGAAGACGACAGCUGGAACACAGAGAACGGCAGUGAGCCUUCACCAGAGGAGGAAGAUGAUGAUGAUGAUGGAGAGGAGGAGAGGGACACAGACAGCGACGGAGAAGCCUGGGGUGGCCAGGAACCCAAUGUGGAUGUAUCCAGAAAGAGCCAUGGAGGAAGAGCUCAGUAAGGAGGCAUCUUCCAGGGCAAACUUAGAGCCUUACCUGUAUAGACACUCCUAACUCAGGCCACAUGGUCAACGAUGAGAGACACAUUAGUGAGGCAAUUUUAGGAAACUCGUGUAAAACCUCUUCUCAGGACCUCUCCAGCAGAGUGAGAGGGAAGGCGGAAAAGACAAAACAACAGGUUUUUCAGACAAAAUAUCUGCCGCUUUUCUAAAAACUUGUUUGUUUGCUUUGAAAAGGAGAAGCCAAAUGGACUUUAUCACCAACAACAGACUUUCAAUGGGUUCAAAAUAUUCUUUUGAGAGAAAAUACAGGACGAAAACUGAAAAUGCGAAUCUUUUUUCUGAUGUCGUUGAUGCUUUUGGAUAUCUUUUUGACUUUUUCAGAUUUGAGAUAGUUUGUUCUCUUUACAUUUUAUGAAUACGCCCAUACAUAUCUAUAUAUACCUUUACAUAUUUUUGUCCUGUAUUCUAUUUUCUUAGUUAUAUUUUGUUUGGAUAGCUUUCCUGGGCAGAGAUACAGAAAGAUAAUCGAAUUACUAAAACUGGCAAACAUCUCUGCUGAGUCUUUAUCCAGCUGCUUGGUUGGGUUCUUUGGCACUUUGGCUCAGCAUAGAUGUCAUUGAUAAUCAGUUCAGUGGCAGGGUAUCUCCCAUUGUUCCUGGCAGAUGUUCUUUUCUUUUUUUGGGGGGGGGGGGGGGGGGGAGAGAGAGAAUGCCGUUACGUAUCAGUUUUCAUUGCAUCAUAUGAUUCGCUGCCAAUUGAAUGGUGUGUCUGUGCCAAAGUUUGCAGCUUGUAGGGUUCAACUCCUGUCAGGGAGCCCAGCUCCAACAGAAACACCCACAUGACCCUGAAGUCUCUGCAUCAUACACACGAUGUCAUCCUGGACUGGUUUCAUUCAAAGUGCUCAGGCAAAAGUUAUGCGGCACUUCAGUUCAACAAAAACACGGUGAGCCCAGUACCGUUUAUGUAAUUAUGAAAUUUGACCUUAUCGUCCUAAACAACACUUCAGGAUAAGUACAGUUGAAUGGCUUUCUGAAUCAAAAUUAUGUACUGUACACACUCACAUACAGACUUGAAAAGCAUGCUUGUUAUACAUGUACUCAGAAAUCUUUUUAAAAAGAAUGAAAGCUAGAAACAUGAAAUUCAGACUCAGGGCAUCUCUGUAAGGACCAAACGCUUGCUGUCUGGCGGCAGCCUAGAAACAGGCGAUAUUUAUGUGUUACAUAUUCGAAAUCCCGCUGUCUUACAAUUGAAAAAUAUCUGCAUAUCUUAUACAGUCAUUGCAGAACUUUUAUCUUCUCUCUUCAUGAUAGAAAUAGUUUUGGUGGGUUUUUUCUGUACUAUUCUGAUCCGUUUUAUUGCCAAAAACACACAGUAUGCAAUUUGGUGGCUGUGUGCCACUGAACAUACAUUGAAAGAUUUCAGCUGUCUCAGUCCAGCGAUAUAACUAUGACCAGAAUUCAGCUGUGUGUGUAUACGUGUAUGUGUGUGUGUGUUGAAUGUGAGGAUCGCUGCACUCAAUAAGCUGUAGUGUAGUACAUUAUUAUGAAUGUCAUCACUGUGGUGCUGUCAGAGAGUGUGUGAGCUGUCAUACUGACCUCUUCUGCUUCAGAGUUGCAACACAGCCACACUAUAGCAAACGCAAACAGAAUGUUGAGAUUAACUCUGUCAUAUUUUUUAUUCUCUCAACAUGGUUAAUGUAUUGUCAGUCUUUUGUUCAUGUUCAACAAAUUCUGUUAUAUGAAAAAAGCCAUAUAAAAAAUGAGGCACAAUAAAAAAAUUUU